AUGGAGGGCUACGAGCGCACGCCGGUCGUGAAUUUGACCCACGGCGACUUCGACCUGGGCGACAUCGCGCACGAGAGCGCGCGCGGCUGCCUGCGAAACGGCACCGUGCGCCUGCCGGGCGCAAACGGCGGCGCCGAGGAGUGCCUCGUGCGCGUCGUGAGCAAGCGGCGCCAGCGGCACAGCUGCGACUGGCUCGUGCGCCAAAAGGCCGCGCUGCUACAGUUCGGCCACCCGUUCCUGCUGUGCUUGCUGGGCACGUUCCAGGACGACCGCAACCUCUUCGGCGUCUUCGAGCCCUGCGCCGGCGGCGAGCUUUUUAGUUGGCUGCGCAAGGGCGAGGUGCCCUGGGCCGUCGCGUCGUUCUACGGCGCGGAGGUCGCCGCGGCGCUGGACCACGUGCACCUCUGUAAACUCCGCGAGCGGAGCCGGGGCACGGUGCUGCGCAGCGUCGCGCCGGAGUGCGUCUGGCUCGACCGGUUGGGCCACGUGAAGCUGCGGGAUUUCGAUCAUAUUGGUAUUCUCGACGAGGACGGGCGCUGCAGUACGAUCUGCGGGCUGCUGGACUACGCGGCGCCGGAGCUGCUGCGACGGGGCGACCACGGCGCGCCAGUCGACUGGUGGGGCUUGGGCGUGCUGCUCUACGAGAUCUGCGUCGGCGAGCCGCCCUUUUUUGGCGACGACGCCGUCGAGUCCUUCAAGCUGGCGCUGCACGCGAACCCUUCCUGGACGACGCGCGUCGCGAACAGGGCAGGAAAAGGGUGA
Messenger RNA from Aureococcus anophagefferens, 762 nucleotides. RefSeq lists its product as hypothetical. The coding region runs from base 1 to 762 and encodes 253 amino acids. The record is from RefSeq and is a predicted model, not a curated record. The transcript has a single exon. Gene Ontology annotation, biological process: peptidyl-serine phosphorylation; intracellular signal transduction. Gene Ontology annotation, molecular function: ATP binding; protein serine/threonine kinase activity. Lineage: Eukaryota; Pelagophyceae; Pelagomonadales; Pelagomonadaceae.